Messenger RNA from Racocetra persica, 252 nucleotides. NCBI's taxonomy places the organism in Eukaryota, Fungi, Glomeromycota, Glomeromycetes, Diversisporales, Gigasporaceae. The record is from the annotation of a GenBank genome assembly.
UUAGCUAAGAAUCCUAAACCAUGGCGAAUUAACCUAUUAUUAGAGUUAGCAUAUAGUGGUUGGUGUAAAAUUAGAGAAAAGAUUAUAGUAAAAUUUGGGUUAAAUUGUAAAGAUAUUGAAUACUGCACAGUUUUUGAUCUUUUAGAUAAUUUGAUUCCAACCGUAUUAGAAGAAGAUGAUACGGUGGAAGAAGUAAAAAGAGAGAACCCUGAUGCUUUUUUACUGGCACUUAAUGCUGUUAACAAUUGGUAA